Molecule: messenger RNA, 2396 nt
Organism: Fopius arisanus
Lineage: Eukaryota; Metazoa; Arthropoda; Insecta; Hymenoptera; Braconidae
Gene: Hmx
Product: homeobox protein Hmx
Exons: 3
Coding region: 502-2106 (534 amino acids)
Biological process (GO): regulation of transcription by RNA polymerase II
Cellular component (GO): nucleus
Molecular function (GO): RNA polymerase II transcription regulatory region sequence-specific DNA binding; DNA-binding transcription factor activity, RNA polymerase II-specific
Source: RefSeq, a predicted model, not a curated record
GCCAACCUCAAGUGUCUUGUCUCCUAUCAUCUUCUUGUUCCGAGUAUCGUUUACGAAUGAACCGCGAUCGAGCGAUCGGCCACUUCAAUUGGCGACCCACCACCACCUUUGGCAUCCUUAUUUUUACAGUAUCAAGCUGUUUACCUGGAAAGUCAGUUUUCCUUCAUCGGGGGUUGAGUAGCAAUAGUGAGGAGGUGACGAUGAGACUGUUGGUUGAUUGUUUGAGAGAGAUGUGUUAUUUCAGUACGUGUUUAUCAUAAAAUUCUAGACAAAUGUUGAGGUGUUGAGUGUGAUUGGCAACAAUUGGACAUCCGUCAGAGGACAAUUUACGAUUUUUUGAUUUUUUUUAUUGUUUGUGUGUUAAUAAAAGAAACGAAGAUUGUUCGACGCGUGUUGUUCCCGACGGCGGGAGCCGGGAGGGUCGUGGAAGUGAAGGACAAGGAGAUUGACCACCACCCGACGGAGGAGCGGGUGGUGAUUAACGUCACUGAGGAGGAGGACAUGUCGGCUGAGACUGAUAUAGAGGUGGUAUCAGCUGAGGAUAUUGACGCAUCUAGGAGUAGCUCAACACCAGCGGACAUGUUGCUGCAGGAGAGAAAUGGUAAAGGUGGAUGUGGUAUUGGCAGUCAUCCCUUCAGCUUCGAUGUUGGUAAAGCCGCGUUAAGACCCGUCUGCAAUCCCCAGUAUACGUCAUUCAGUAUAUCGAGUAUACUUGGUAGACCGGAAUCACCGACAGCUGAUGCCACUGCCGCUGUCUCGAUAGAGCGACAGUCAGAUGGUGACAGGGCAUCACCACCACCAGCCACUACCUCUCAGAGGCUUGGCAUGUCCCAUAGUUCGUCGCCGUCGGAGAGUAGGAUGAUAUCACCGACGUCGUUAUUAAUGCCCGGAGAACAGAGAUCACCUAUCAGUCGGGCCAACGAGGCUAGGGGUAAUCCUGGUGCAAUUCCUUGGGCAACGAGUGCUGCUAGUCCUCCAGCUGGCUUUCCACAGGCUGGAGAUCCUGUUAAUUCCUUGAUGGGGCAUCAAGCGUUGUUAGCUAGAUUGGCCCAGUUGUAUCCAAUACCUGGUAGUUUCUUUUCAUCGUCGGCCCAGCUGCAGUAUCAUCUUCAGCAGCAGUCGCAUCAUGGAAGGCUGCCGACGGUGGGAUGUCAGUCGGAGGCUGCAAAGGCCGACGGCAUUCGGGGGCUCCUGGGCAAUGGAGGCUGGCCGUUUCCAUGGACGCACAGCUUACAAAGCCUCGAGCAUCACACCCAGAGUGAUGUUGGGGCACUCAAUCGUGGCAGUCCACCCACUGGAUCCUAUCUCAAACGAGAGGAAUUGGAAGACGACAAUCCGGCUGACGAUCGUCUUCACAGCGGUGGCAGGAGUCCGUCAAGUGGUGACGAGGGUCACGACGAUCUUGGGGACGUGGAGGAUGGACCGGAGGGUGAUGGUGAUGGAGAAUCACCGGGUGGUGGUCACUCGUCAACCGGUGGUAGCGGUAGUGGUAGUCAGAGCGUCCAGGUCAAUGUCAAUGACAACAACAAUGUCAAGAGGAAAAAAAAGACAAGAACUGUAUUCUCGAGAUCUCAGGUAUAUCAGCUUGAGCACACAUUCGAGUGUAAACGUUACUUGUCAUCAUCAGAGCGCGCCUCUUUGGCAGGACAAUUGAGAUUAACAGAGACCCAAGUGAAAAUUUGGUUUCAAAAUCGGCGGAACAAGUGGAAACGUCAAUUGGCAGCUGAAUUGGAAGCUGCCAAUAUGGCGCAUGCGGCACAGCGGCUGGUACGCGUGCCCAUUAUAUAUCACGAGCCAAGUUCAACGAAUUCUGGUAGCACCGGUGGUGGAAUAUCGAUACAAUCGACAACCUCAAGUAAUCAAUUACCAGUGGCAACUGCUGGCACUCAUUCGGUUGGUGUUGCCGUCGGUGUUGGCACAUCAUGCGCACCCUGUACAACAGCACCACCCAUAUUCUACUCACCUCAUCACUCUCAUCAUCAUCACCAUCAUCAUCCACCCCAUGUGCAACCUCACUCCUUAUUACCCCACCAAGUACAUCCACAACCACCACCACCUCCACCACCACCACCCAAUUCCGCCCAAUCCGCUCAGUCAUCCCAAUAACCCUUUCCAUCACUUUAUCGUCCUGAUGCACUGAGUCAGCGUGAGCUCGACGCACGAUAUUCGAGAUUUCUCGCUGCCCCGUGAACUCCCACGAUGGAGUCGAUGAUCGUGCCGAUGAUGAACAAAACAAUUCCAUUAUGUCGCUAAUUGUGUUAAUAAAGAUUAAUAUUGUAAUUAUAAUAUAAAUAUGAUGAUUUAAAGGAAUGGAGGAUUAUUCGCGCGAUAUUCAACGCACCGCUUUUAAGGAGACAAGAGUAAAUUGAUGAAAAAGAUAAGAAAUAACGAUUCGU